AUGAAGCUGUGCAUGGAGUGCGGCGCGCUCAAGGCGCUCACUGAGGGCAUCCCGUUCUACGUCAGCUUCCUGGUCGGCGACGGCGAGGGCGACCUGUGCCCUCCGCCCGGCACACCGCACCCUGCGCUGGACGCGCUGCGAGCCAGCCUCGGGGAUGCGACCGUGUGGUGCGUCGACUGGCGCGACCACGCGGCGGCCUGGGGGCCGAAGUUCUUCGGCGGCAUCUCCGCGCUGGCGGACGGCCACCGGGGCACCCAACGACCCAGACACCCGCCACAACUCGCAGCCAGGCGCUGA
Emiliania huxleyi CCMP1516 is the source of this 297-nucleotide messenger RNA. RefSeq lists its product as hypothetical. The transcript is spliced from 3 exons. NCBI's taxonomy places the organism in Eukaryota, Haptophyta, Isochrysidales, Noelaerhabdaceae. The record is from RefSeq and is a predicted model, not a curated record. The coding region runs from base 1 to 297 and encodes 98 amino acids.